Messenger RNA from Drosophila navojoa, 932 nucleotides. It is a transcript of the gene Prosalpha5, whose product is annotated as proteasome alpha5 subunit. Gene Ontology annotation, biological process: proteasome-mediated ubiquitin-dependent protein catabolic process. The record is from RefSeq and is a predicted model, not a curated record. Lineage: Eukaryota; Metazoa; Arthropoda; Insecta; Diptera; Drosophilidae. Gene Ontology annotation, cellular component: proteasome core complex, alpha-subunit complex; proteasome core complex.
UACGCAAGUCAUUUCGGCAUCAAAGUGACUCCGGCAUUUGGAAAUUGAUUUGUUUGUCGUUUCAGAGGCAGUUUAAAAAGUAAGCCACAACUAUAGUCAUGUUUCUAACACGCUCUGAGUACGAUCGUGGUGUAAACACCUUCUCUCCCGAGGGCCGCCUCUUUCAAGUCGAGUAUGCCAUUGAGGCUAUCAAAUUGGGCUCCACUGCCAUUGGCAUUUGCACAAAAGACAGCGUUGUAUUGGCCGUUGAGAAGCGCAUCACUUCGCCAAUGAUGGUGCCGAAGACCGUGGAAAAGAUUGUUAAGGUUGAUGACCACAUUGGCUGCGCCACAUCUGGACUAAUGGCCGAUGCGCGCACCUUGAUCGAACGAGCACGCGUCGAAUGCCAGAAUCAUUGGUUCGUGUACAAUGAAGCGAUGACUGUGGAAUCGUGCGCCCAGGCAGUGUCCACAUUGGCCAUACAGUUCGGUGACAGUGGCGACGGUGAUGGAGCCUCCGCAAUGAGUCGUCCAUUUGGUGUGGCCAUACUCUUCGCUGGCAUCGAGAACGGCGAGCCCCAGCUCUGGCACAUGGAUCCCUCCGGUACAUACAUACGCUACAGCGCCAAGGCGAUUGGCUCCGGCAGCGAGGGCGCCCAACAGAAUCUGCAGGACAAAUACACGCCAGAGAUGACACUGAACGAUGCCAUCACCCUGUGCUUAAACACCCUGAAACAGGUCAUGGAGGAGAAGCUUAACGAGACCAAUGUCGAGCUAAUGACCAUGACAACAACAAAAACAGAUUUCACUAUGAUGGCCGAGGAUGAAGUGAAGCGGCUUAUUGAAAAUCUGGCCUAAUUGCAUUUGCAACUGCAUUAUUUUAUACACACUGCAACAUUUUGGUUAUCAGACUAUUUGUGAAUAAAGGGAUUCUAAAUCGAUUCACUUCCGCAU